Molecule: messenger RNA, 683 nt
Organism: Rhinichthys klamathensis goyatoka
Lineage: Eukaryota; Metazoa; Chordata; Actinopteri; Cypriniformes; Leuciscidae
Gene: pfdn4
Product: prefoldin subunit 4
Exons: 4
Coding region: 48-455 (135 amino acids)
Biological process (GO): protein folding
Cellular component (GO): prefoldin complex; cytoplasm
Source: RefSeq, a predicted model, not a curated record
UCCGCCGCCGUCCACGCGCGUGCACGCAGUCCGCUUCCGGUUCAAAGAUGGCAGCCACCAUGAAGAAAGGAGUGGCAGCUGAAGAUGUCAAUGUAACAUUUGAAGACCAGCAAAAGAUAAACAAGUUUGCCAGAAAUACAAAUCGGAUGUCUGAAUUGAAAGAUGAAAUCGAGGCCAAAAAGAAAUCCUUACAGAAUUUAGAGGAUGCCAGUGAAGACCUCAUGAUGUGUGAGGACGAUGCUAUGCUGAUCCCAUAUCAGAUCGGAGACGUGUUCAUCAGUCACUCUCAAGAAGAGACGCAGGAAAUGCUGGAGGCAGCAAAGGAAGCUCUGCAGGAUGAGAUCAAAGCUCUGGAGGGUCGUGUGUCAUCCAUACAGGUGGUCCUUGGAGAUUUGAAGAUUCAACUAUAUGCCAAGUUUGGAAACAACAUCAAUCUAGAGGCAGAAGAGAGCUGAAACCUCAAGCUUGUGGACUUGACCUCACAGACUCUCAGUCUCCAACAGGAUAUGACAUUUCUACUCUAUAAAACAAGUUCUUCUCGCCCUGUUCACUCUGCUGAUGUUUGUUGCAUUUCACAUGUUGUUAUGUUUAGUGUAUUAUCUGAGCUAUUGCAUGCAGGUGGUUUGGAGGCUGGAUAAGAGGCACUGAUGUAAAAAAUAAUAAUAAAAAAAGCAAAACAUUUA